UUGAGACAACUUUGUUUUGGUUUCAAUGUAAAUAAACUAUGAUCGGUUACAGUCGUAGAAAAAAAGUAGCGUAAAAAUGUAAAAUAUAUUUCUACACCACGAUAUCAAGUGAAUCAAAUUGUUAUACCACAAAAAAUAUAAGAAAAUUUACAAUUUAUCAAUUUCCAUGUGUUAAAUAAAGAAAGAAGUACAAUGAUCUUUGUUCACAUAUUACUACUAAGCCUCUUUACGGCGUGUAUCCCCCCAUCGUUUUGGGUGGGAGCAAUGGAAACACCGACACACCGAACGUUAAGAGAGCUUAACAGAGAACAAUCGAUGCCACAAUGGCAUGUUAAAUUUAAUCCAUCCAACAUAACUGCUCAUAUGAAAACUGUUGUUAACAUAGCAGUUGAAAUAAGGGAUAUUGAAGUGACAGAUUUGAAGGAUAUAUCAUUUCAAUUUUUUGCUGACAAUGAACGUUUGGCUGUGGUCAAAAAAGAGAUUUCGGGGUCAGAAAUUGAUGUAAAUUCUCGAAGCUGGAGCGGAUAUAUAACUGUUGAUUUGAAAUUGUUGGGGUUUACAAAAAUCUAUGUUAAAAUGUUGAAUCACAAAAGGAAUACAGCGGAAUUAAGUAAUGAAUCCCUGCCAUUGACAAUUGUGAGGAAAGCCCGACUAAUAGAUCACAUAUUUACUGGAUCUGUGGCAUUAUUGGUAUCAUUACUUUACAUUAACUUUGGAGCUGCAAUGGACUUAAAGGUCUUAAGGAAAUUGCUCAUAAAACCCGUGGGACCCCUAAUUGGUUUUGUUACACAAUUUAUACUUAUGCCUCUAUCUAGCUAUGUAAUUGCAGUUUUUCUAUUCCCCAAUAGUAUUGAAAUGCAGUUGGGUCUAUUUUUCACCGGAGUUUCACCCAGUGGUGGAGCAUCCAAUAUGUGGACUGUCAUCUUGGGUGGAAAUAUUAAUUUGUCACUCCUUAUGACAAGCAUAAGUAAUGUAGCUGCAUUUGCUAUGAUACCCCUCUGGAUAUUCUCAUUGGGUCGGAUAAUUUUUUCACGAGGUAAUAUGACAAUACCCUAUAACAAAAUAGCCACAUUUGCAGUGGCUCUCGUAAUACCGCUAGCCUUGGGAGUGGCAAUACAAAAAUACUCACCCAAAUGGAGCAAGGUUUUGAUACGUCUUCUGGAACCGAUUUCCAAAUGUCUUAUACUAUUUAUAAUCAUAUUUGCAAUGGUGACCAAUUUUUAUCUAUUCGAAUUGUUUUCGUGGAGGAUUGUUUUGGCUGGUGCACUGCUACCUUGGUUGGGUUACUGUUUGGCCUGGUAUUUUGCACGCAGCCUUAAACAAGAAAAUGCCGAUGCCCUUACCAUUGCCAUUGAGACGGGCAUACAAAAUACGGGAAUUGCAAUAUUUCUUCUUCGUAGCCUACCACAACCUCAGGCUGAUUUAACCACAGUGGUACCCGUAUCGGUGGCAAUAAUGACACCAUUUCCUUUACUGGGAUUAUAUUUUUACAGAAAGUACAAGGGGAAAAAGCCUAUAAAGUACAGUACAUUAAAUGAAUCUGAUGAACACAUACGAACUUUAUAAAGUAAAAAUAAUGCAAAAUUACAAAAAAAAAAACUUAAAAAGCAUCAAACAGU
This is a messenger RNA of Musca domestica (house fly), 1619 nucleotides long. RefSeq names its product P3 protein. The transcript is spliced from 4 exons. The record is from RefSeq and is a predicted model, not a curated record. NCBI's taxonomy places the organism in Eukaryota, Metazoa, Arthropoda, Insecta, Diptera, Muscidae. Gene Ontology annotation, cellular component: membrane. The coding region runs from base 193 to 1566 and encodes 457 amino acids.